GUUCAUGAACCAAGCCGUGGGUGCGUCCCGGUGCCAUCAGGCACCACCCGGAGGCAGAGCGCGGAACCCUCCGUAAAGCCUUCUGAGUGGAAAAGCCCACGCAGAGGAGGAUGGGCGUCCUGCUGUCCGCUCUGUGUCUGUGGGCGCCCACAGGGUGAAGCUCACAGCUCAUACCGGACAGGAUGGCAGCGCUGCAAAGCUCCAACUCCACGUCUGUGUGGAACCGGUCCUCAGUGGAGCUGAACCGGUUCCGCAGCCUGAGUGAAAUGGAUGUUCCAGCAGAAAGUUCUCCUGCGCUGCGCAUCAUCAUCUCCAUCGUGUACCUGCUGGUGUGCGCUGCGGGGCUGCUGGGGAACCUGCUGGUCUUCUUCCUGAUGAAGGCGGGCAGCGGCAGGAGGAAGAACUCCGCCAUCAACAUGUUCAUCCUCCACCUGGCAGUUACGGACUUCCAGUUCGUCCUCACUUUACCGUUCUGGGCGGUGGACAUUGCGCUGGACUUCAGCUGGCCGUUCGGAAACGCCAUGUGUAAAAUCCUCCUGACAGUGACGGUGAUGAACAUGUACGCCAGCGUGUUCUUCCUCACAGCCAUGAGCGUCACGCGCUACUGGUCGGUGGCUUCAGCUGUGAAGAAGCGGCGCCUGCAGCCAGCCUGGUGGCUCAUCCCUGCGCUCUGGCUGUGCGCCAUGGCGGCCUCUCUGCCUACGGCCGUGUUCUCCACAGUGAGAAGGGUGGCGGGGGAGAGACUGUGUCUGAUGGGCUUCCCGGAGGGCCAGCCUUGGUUUCUGUUUCACUACCUUCAGAAGCUUCUGGUGGGUUUUGUGUUCCCCAUGCUGAUAGUGACCGUGUGCUACCUGCUGCUGCUGCGCUUCGUCCGCCUGCGCUGCAGGAACAACCACCAGGUGAAGCGGAGCUCCAAGGUGACCCGAUCGGUCACCAUCGUGGUCCUUUCCUUCUUUAUCUGCUGGAUGCCGAACCAAGCCAUCACUCUCUGGAGCCUUCUGGUGAAGCUAAACCUUCUCCACUGGGAUCUAGCUUAUUAUAUGGUGCACACCUACCUCCACCCAGUCACUGUGUGCCUGGCGCACACCAACAGCUGCCUCAACCCGGUCCUGUACUGCCUCAUGCGCAGGGAGUUCAGGAAGAGGAUCAAAGCUCUGUUCUGGAGGAUGUCCUCUCCAUCCGGGAGGAACCCAUGCCGCCUGAGGCCUUUCUCCAGGGCGGUCAGAGAGGACACGCAGACCGCCGUCCCUCUCAACAUCCUGGAGACGGUUUUAACGGACCAGUGCGACACGGACGCGGAGCAGCAGAGGUAGCAGGAGCACAUGAAG
Messenger RNA from Cyprinodon tularosa, 1328 nucleotides. RefSeq names its product relaxin-3 receptor 1-like. The transcript has a single exon. Gene Ontology annotation, biological process: G protein-coupled receptor signaling pathway; immune response. The record is from RefSeq and is a predicted model, not a curated record. Gene Ontology annotation, cellular component: membrane. Bases 183 to 1313 code for a protein of 376 amino acids. Gene Ontology annotation, molecular function: bradykinin receptor activity. NCBI's taxonomy places the organism in Eukaryota, Metazoa, Chordata, Actinopteri, Cyprinodontiformes, Cyprinodontidae.